Triticum turgidum subsp. durum (durum wheat) is the source of this 546-nucleotide messenger RNA. Lineage: Eukaryota; Viridiplantae; Streptophyta; Magnoliopsida; Poales; Poaceae. The record is from the annotation of a GenBank genome assembly.
AUGAAAUUUUCAUAUACGGCUCUUAGAGGGGGACUCGGGUUAGUUACCUAUCUCAAUAAAGUAUAUGAUUGGUUUGAGGAACGUCUUGAGAUUCAGGCAAUUGCAGAUGAUAUAACUAGUAAAUAUGUUCCUCCCCAUGUCAACAUAUUUUAUUGUUUAGGGGGAAUUACACUUACUUGUUUUCUAGUACAAGUCGCUACCAGUUUUGCUAUGACUUUUUACUACCGACCAACCAUUACAGAGGCUUUUUCCUCGGUUCAAUACAUAAUGACUGAGGCCAACUUUGGUUGGUUAAUCCGAUCAGUUCAUCGAUGGUCAGCAAGUAUGAUGGUUUUAAUGAUGAUCAUGCAUGUAUUUCGUGUGUAUCUCACAGGGGUAUUUAAAAAACCCCGUGAAUUAACUUGGGUCACAGGUGUGGUUUUGGCUAUUUUGACUACAUCAUUUGGUGUAAUUGGUUAUUCUUUGCAUUGGGAUCAAAUUGGCUAUUGGGCAGUCAAAAUUGUGACAGGUGUACCUGACGCCAUUUCGGUAAUAGGAUCGCCUUAG